Molecule: messenger RNA, 746 nt
Organism: Cynoglossus semilaevis (tongue sole)
Lineage: Eukaryota; Metazoa; Chordata; Actinopteri; Pleuronectiformes; Cynoglossidae
Product: roundabout homolog 1-like
Exons: 3
Coding region: 99-503 (134 amino acids)
Biological process (GO): homophilic cell-cell adhesion; synapse assembly
Cellular component (GO): synapse
Molecular function (GO): protein binding
Source: RefSeq, a predicted model, not a curated record
UGUAUUUUUACCCUUUUUUUAUAGUUGGAUCAGACCACCCUCCUGUGAUCGUUCAGGGUCCCAUCAACCAGACUGUAUCUGCGGACAGCUUAAUUGUGAUGCGCUGCAAAACCACCAGCCCUCCAUCUUCUAAAGUCCACUGGAAGAAGGACGGUGCUCCGCUGUCGUCAGGAGACCCUCGUUUAUCUGUAACAGACACAGGAACUCUUCAAAUUCACCACGCCAAGCUGGGUGAUACAGGAUUUUACUCCUGUGUAGCUUCUGGUCCAAAUGGAGAGGCUUCCUGGACGGCAUACCUGCAAGUAACAGAUUCUGAAGUCCAUGCAGUUCAUCCCGCCGACCCAAAUGGGAUUCCCGGUGCUCCUCUCAAACCAGAAGUGACUGAUAUUGGCCAAACCUCUGUCACUCUGUCAUGGAAAAGUAACCCCAGUGCUUGGGCACCACCAUCAUCUUACCUAAUUGAGGCAUUCAGGUUAGUUACAUUUAGUUCACAUUCUACAUGAAAUAAGCAGCACAGUAUGGACUGCUAGCUCCGAGCUCACCCACAUGCCUGGGGACAUCUUAAGAAAUGGAUCCAUCUACUGUAUCAUCCAUCAACCCGUCAAUGAAUCCAACCCAGUGGCGUUCCAUGCGUUUCUCUUCUGCCUCUUAAUGACGUCAUUAUGUCGAUAUAAACCAUCCAUAAUAUGCAGAGAUGUAGUAUAGUAUGAGUCAAUAUUUCCUAGCUUGCUCAUGUAGCCACAACA